AUGGUUGCCCCCGAGCUGGCAGCCCCUACAGAUCCCACAGACCCGGUGCCCACCGUGGUGCUGUCCCCAGGCCUCGCGGGGAGGCUCAGAGCAGCCAGAGCCAGGCCCUGUCUCAUCACCGCCAUCGCCCCCGAGACAGACGUCUUCCCGCCUCACGGGCCCACAAAUGGCUCCUUGGGGAACGUCUGGGCUUUAACUGCUUUCUGUCCAGUGUCUGUCUUGUUGCUGAGACACGGCUUUCUCAGCCGACACGGAAGGACGCAGGCAUACAGGUCCACACCACCCCUGGACACAGACAGGGCAAAGCCCAACCCCUAG
Molecule: messenger RNA, 318 nt
Organism: Rangifer tarandus platyrhynchus (Svalbard reindeer)
Lineage: Eukaryota; Metazoa; Chordata; Mammalia; Artiodactyla; Cervidae
Source: the annotation of a GenBank genome assembly